AUGGGAAGACCAUGCAGCAGCAAGUUAUCCCGCCUUAAUGAAGAUUUCAAGAUUGAUCUUGCUAAGUCACCGGCAUUACGCGAUGCUUGGUUUUCCCGGACGGCCAUGGAAGGACAAAUUGAGGUGUUGAAAUAUCUACUGUAUCAACAUGGAGCCGAUCACACACCAGUGAUCGAGGGUAGCUAUGCAGCAAUACACGGGGCUGCUUGGUGUGGACAUAAGGAGGUCGUUCAAUUUCUGCUGGGAACACGUCGAAUCGAUGUCAACUCGAAAGAUGAAAACGGCAUGACAGCACUGUCAUGGGCUGUUUUGGGUGAUCGUCAGGAGGUUGUUCAGUUGCUGCUUAGCACAGAUCAGGUUGAUGUCAAUUCAACGGGUGAUCUUGGCGGCACCCCAUUGUCAUAUGCUGCUACACACGGCCAUAAGGAAAUCGCUCGAUUGCUGUUGGGCAUGAAUCAGAUCAAUGUCGACUCGGAGGACUUCAUGGCCAUGACACCAUUGAGAUGGGCCGCUAAGGAGGGCCAUAAGGAGAUGGUUCGGGUGUUGUUAGAGACAGGUCAGGCUGAUGUCAACACGAAAAGCGAAGAAAAUGGGUGGUGCUAUACGGCAUUAGAAUGGGCCAUUGAGAAUAACGAUGAGGGAGUUGCUCGGCUCCUGCUUGACCUAGGUCAGGUCGAGAAUGGCCAUUUACUCGAUGCCUUGUCAUUUGCUGCUUCACGUAGCAAUAAGAAGAAGGUCCUACUGCUGUUGGAUACUGAACAUUUUGAGUUCAACUCUCUGGCUGAAAAUGGCGGUGCACCGCUGAGGUAUGCUGCGGAGGGAAAGGAUGAGGAAAUCGUUCAGAUGCUGCUGGACGCAGGUCGGCUUGACCCGAAUGGGAAGGAUAAAGACGGUCGGACAGCACUACAUGCUGCUGCUCGAUUUGGCCGUAUAGGAAAUGUCCAACUACUGCUGAAGUCAGGUCGAGUUGAUAUCAACUCAAAAGAUGAAGACGGUUGUACACCGCUAGAUUUGGCCACGAAAAAUCGUCACAAAGAGGUCAUCCCGUUGCUACAUGCAGCAUGA
Molecule: messenger RNA, 1065 nt
Organism: Aspergillus chevalieri
Lineage: Eukaryota; Fungi; Ascomycota; Eurotiomycetes; Eurotiales; Aspergillaceae
Product: ankyrin repeat domain-containing protein
Exons: 1
Coding region: 1-1065 (354 amino acids)
Molecular function (GO): protein binding
Source: RefSeq, a predicted model, not a curated record